AGGGUUUAUCCCUCUAUCCCUCUCUCUCUCUCUCACAAAAAUCUGUACUAGGAAAUGGCGUCGCCGUUAUCGUCCAUUAUCCGAGCUCGAUUCUCCUUUACUGCCACUUAUUCUAUCUACAUGGUGCGCCCUUCUCCGCCCUUCAUUUCAAUUUCCAAAACCCUAAUCCGGCACCCGGCAAUCAAACCUCUCUCCACCUCCGCCUAUCCCAGUGAUUUCCAUCAUCCAGACGCUCCCUCCUCUGCUCCCUCGUUCAAUUACAAUCAGAAUCCCGGCAAUCAGAGCUCGCCACAGAAUAAUGAUUUCGGUAACCACCCUGGUGGUCAGAGGAACAAUAAUUUUCAGAAUAAUCAGGGUUAUGACCCUGGUUACGGCAAUAGGAAUGGAGGAGUGAGCCGAGGUUAUCCAAAUCAAGGGAGUUUCAGUCCUAGUCAAGGAGGAAACCCUAGACCUAACUUUCCAGAUCAGGGGUUUCAGCAGAACCAGAGGUAUCCGCCGAAUCAAGGAUAUGCUCCGAACUCGGGAACGAAUUCGGUGAGGGAUAAUGUAAAUCAGUGGGGAAAUAACCAGAAUCAAGGACUUAGGCCGAAUUCGAAUGGUCAGAAUCUAGGAUAUGCGCCGAAUUCUAACCCUAAUUUGGUGAGAGAUAACGUUAACCAGCACCACGGGAGCAACAGUCAGAAUCAAGGAUAUGCAGCGAAUCCAACCCCGAAUUUGGAGAGGGGUUAUCCUCAGCAAGGAGGAUUUCAGAACCAGGGUUAUCCACAAAACUCGAAUCGGGUACACAAUUACCCCAGUGGUGGUGGUGUUAAUCAAGGGGGAAAUAGGUAUAACGCUCAACCUCAACAGCAACACCAGAACCAGUGGGGAUCACAUGGACAAGCUGCGGCAAAUGAUAACCGAGUUCCAGCAAUUAGAGAUCAGGCAGCCACCGCGGUUGUGACGCUAGUUGUCGACUUGCUUAGUUUGAGCAGAGAGGGUAAGGUUAAGGAAGCAAUUGAACACAUGGAUCAAGGAGUGCUUGCAGAUGCCGAGUGUUUUAGCUUGCUUUUCCAGGCGUGUGGGAACUCGAAGAAGUUUGAGGAGGCGAAGAAAGUGCACGACUACUUCUUGAGGUCGGUGCAUAGGGGUGAUCUUGAAUUAAUUAAUAAGGUGCUUGAUAUGUACUCAAAGUGUGGAAGUAUGACAGAUGCACAAAGAGUUUUUGAUCAUAUGGUUGAUAGAAAUAUGGAUUCUUGGCACUUGAUGAUUAAUGGGUUUGCAGUGAAUGGCCUUGGUGAUGAUGGUUUGGCAUUGUUUGAGCAGAUGAAGACAACUGGUUUGACACCGAAUGGGGAGACUUUUCUUGCUGUUUUAGAAGCUUGUGCUAAUGCUGAUGCUAUUGAAGAGGGAUUCAUAUAUUUUGAUUCAAUGAAGAGUGAUUAUGGGAUUUCUCCUGGAAUUGAACAUUAUGUGGGACUUUUAGGUGUUCUUGGUAAGUUGGGACAUCUUGCUGAGGCUCAGGGGUAUAUAGAGUCUCUUCCAUUUGAACCUACAGCUGUGUUUUGGGAGGCAUUGAUGAACUAUGCCCGUAUACAUGGAGACAUUGAGCUUGAAGAUCAUGCUGAGGAGUUGUUGAUUAGUCUCGACCCUUCAAAGGCCGUCAAAAACAAGAUCCCGACUCCUCCCCCAAAGAAGCACUCCCGCCUCAACAUGCUCGUGGGGAGAAACAGGAUACUUGAGUUCCGUAAUCUCACUCUCUACAAGGACGAGGAGAAGAUAAUGGCUGCGAACAAACCUCAAGCAUACGUGCCUGACACAAGAUACGUUCUUCACGACAUUGAUCAGGAAGCCAAGGAGCAGGCAUUGCUCUACCAUAGUGAGCGCCUAGCAAUUGCAUAUGGUCUGAUCAGCACUCCAGCAAGGCAAACUCUUCGGAUCAUCAAGAACCUUCGUGUCUGUGGUGACUGUCACAAUGCUAUUAAGAUUAUGUCCAGAGUUGUCGGGAGGGAGUUGAUUGUGAGAGACAACAAGCGGUUCCAUCAUUUCAAGGAUGGCAAAUGCUCUUGCAAUGACUACUGGUAAGUAGUUUCCCACUGAUCAUUGCUGGUGGAGUUUGGCUUGAUGAUCAUGCUUAGAUUUACAUAGAGCAAUGAAUCUCUUUGGCUCGUCGAAUGUAGUUUCAUUUAUCUAUGUUCAAUUCACAAUGAAAUUCAAAUGUCACUGCAGUCAAUAGGUAUCUUGAGUAGUGAGAUGAAUUGAUAACUGGUAUGCUGUAGGAAGGGUUUUUAGUUACUAUCCCUGCAUAUAUUUAAGCUUAAAUUUGAAGUUGUUUCUCUUCGUUA
Molecule: messenger RNA, 2324 nt
Organism: Salvia hispanica
Lineage: Eukaryota; Viridiplantae; Streptophyta; Magnoliopsida; Lamiales; Lamiaceae
Product: Tetratricopeptide repeat (TPR)-like superfamily protein
Biological process (GO): RNA modification
Molecular function (GO): RNA binding; zinc ion binding; protein binding
Source: RefSeq, a predicted model, not a curated record